AUGCCGAGUAAUAAGCGACCAAAGGACAAUAAAUCCACAGCGGAGGCCUACUCCCCACUAAACAACGAGACAGACAUGGCGGGAGGCACAACUGAGCAAGACCUGUCAGCAGAGCUCACUGGAGCAGGGAGACAUGCGGUCACCCUUUUGGCGCCUGACAAAAUCAUCACAGCAGCCGAAGUUGAUGUGCAGAGGGAGGAGAUCCUCCGAGCAUCAGGCCUCAUCCUGUCACAGAGGGAGGAAAUGCUCCGAGCAUCAGGCCUCAUCCUGUCACAGAGGGAGGGUAUCCUCCAAACAGCCAGUGUCCCUGCACAGAGAGAGGGGAUUCUCCCAGCAGCUAACAUCACUGUGCAGAGGGAGGAGAUCUUCCGAGCAUCAGGCCUCAUCCUGUCACAGAGGGAGGGUAUCCUCCAAACAGCCAGUGUCCCUGCACAGAGGGAGGGGAUUCUCCCAGCAGCUAACAUCUCUGUGCAGAGGGAGGAGAUCUUCCGAGCAUCAGGCCUCAUCCCUGAAGAGAGGGAGGACAUCCGCCUCACAGCCAGUGUCCCUGCACAGAGGGAGGUGAUUCUCCCAGCAGCUACUGCAGCUUCUAUCACUGUGCGAAAGGAGAAGAUCCUCCGAGCAUCAGGCCUCAUUUCUGCACAAAAGGAGUUGAUCCACCUGAUGGCCAGUGUCACUGCGCAGAGGAAGGGAAUCGUCCCAAUGGUCAGCGUCCCUGCGCACAGGGAGGGGAUCGUCCCAAAGGCUAGUGUCCCUGCUGAGAGGUUGGAGAUCCUCCGAGCAUCAGGCCUCAUCCCGCCACAGAGGGAGGGGAAUGUCCGAACAGCCAGUGUCCCAGCACAGAGGGAUGGGAUUCUCUCAGCAGCCAGCAUCACUGAACAGAGGGAGGGGAUUCUUCCAGCAGCUUCUAUCACUGUGCCGAAGAAGAAGAUCCUCAGAGCAUCAGGCCUCAUUCCUGCACAAAAGGAGUUGAUCCACCUGAUGGCCAGUGUCACUGCGCAGAGGAAGGGAAUCGUCCCAAUGGUCAGCGUCCCUGCGCACAGGGAGGGGAUCGUCCCAAAGGCCAGUGUCCCUGCUGAGAGGGAGGAGAUCCUCCGAGCAUCAGGCCUCAUCCCGCCACUGAGGGAGGAUAUCCUCCAAACAGCCAGUGUCCCUGCACAGAGGGAGGAGAUCCUCCGAGCAUCAGGCCUCAUCCCAUCACAGAGGGAGGGUAUCCUCCAAACAGCCAGUGUCCCUGCACAGAGGGAGGGGAUCUUCCGAGCAUCAGGCCUCAUCCCUGAAGAGAGGGAGGAGAUCCUCCUCACAGCCAGUGUCCCUGCACAGAGGGAGGGGAUCUUCCGAGAAUCAGGCCUCAUCCCAUCACUGAGGGAGGGUAUCCUCCAAACAGCCAGUGUCCCUGCACAGAGGGAGGAGAUCCUCCGAGCAUCAGGCCUCAUCCCAUCACAGAGGGAGGGUAUCCUCCAAACAGCCAGUGUCCCUGCACAGAGGGAGGAGAUCCUCCGAGCAUCAGGCCUCAUCCCAUCACAGAGGGAGGGUAUCCUCCAAACAGCCAGUGUCCCUGCACAGAGGGAGGGGAUCUUCCGAGCAUCAGGCCUCAUCCCUGAAGAGAGGGAGGAGAUCCGCCUCACAGCCAGUGUCCCUGUGAAGAAUGAAAACAUUCAUCCACAACCACCUUCCAUCAUCCCCAUGUUGGCACCACUGCGGAAAUGGGAUGGUGGAGCGUGUACUCCACCUGUGGAUUUCUAUUCCAAGAGAAGAGAUGUCCGACUUAGAUAUGUUGAGCAUCCUGCUAUGAUGUCCAUCACCAAGCCGGAACACUCCGAUGCCAACCCUCAGUUCCAGACUGGCACCCGGCCGGUGGCUGAGCCCGAGGCCCCUGCUGUUCACAAUAACAGUGGAGGCUGGCUGAGCUGGGUCUUUGGGAGUGGAAGAGCUAAUAAGAAGGAGGUUCAUCUACCUGAGGACAAAGACAGAUCUAUUGUCUGGGAUCCAAUUCUGCACAGAUGGGUUAACAAAACUGAGCCCAAGGCUGAAAACAAGUGUGUACCACCACCUCCACCGAUGGGAACACAUGGAUAUCAGGGGAACACUGGCAGUGUCCCCAAAGGAGUGAAUCCCUACUCUAUGAAAGCAGCAGGUCUAUGGGGCAGCAGAUACCCCACAAUGCAUUACAAUGAUGGGACCAACUCAAAGCCUCCAAGCCAUGGGGCUGGACUGCUUCCUAGACAGCUCUCUGGCUUGCUCCCUCCUUCACACUUUGACCUCAUGGCACCAAUGGUUGUGCCACCUGACACUCUACACUACUGAGGCAAUUUUCCCAAAUUGGAUUUGCCAUACAUAGAUUUUUUCAGCAUUAAAAAUGUAUUAAAAUAUGAUCUUUUAAUUAAAUAUCUCCUUUGUGUCCUCAUGUUCACAUGAAUUUGAUGUGUUCUAUCAUCAUUUACAAUUCUUAUUGCUUCUGCAUUUACGUUACUUACUGUACAGACAAUAUUAUAUUAUUAUAUUUUAUUUUAGACAUUACAAAAACAUUUUUUCAUGCUUUCUGGAUUUCUUACAUUUACUUACUGUACAGGAAAGUAUAUUUUAUACACAUAUUUAAACAAAACAAAAACAUUUUAUUUAUGUAUUCCAUAGACGGCGGCAGGGUAGCCUAGUGGUUAGAGCGUUGGACUAGUAACCUGAAGGUUGCAAGUUCAAACCCCCGAGUUGACAAGGUACAAAUCUGUCAUUCUGCUCUCAGUUCUGCACUGUUCCUAGGCCAUCAUUGAAAAUAAGAAUUUGUUCUUAAUUAACCUUGCCUUGUUAAAAAAAGACACAACGGGGGGCGGAGCUAGCAUGUUGUAGUGAACGGUUGUGCGUGAGAGGCUCCUGCAACUUUUUUGCGAAAUAAUCUAAUUUAACCUACUUUAUGGCACUUUUUACAACAAACGUUUCUUUCUAAUACAACUUUCUAUAUGAAAAUGCCGAGUAAUAAGCGACCAAAGGACAAUAAAUCCACAGCGGAGGCCUACUCCCCACUAAACAACGAGACAGACAUGGCGGGAGGCACAACGUGACACUUACAGAACUUACCCGGGCUUUGGGGGAGCUACGUGUUGCUAUAGCUGAGGAUCUUAAGGCCACUAUUGCUGAACUGGACACCAAAAUCGAGAGCAUCAUUCGAACGGUCGCUUCGCAUGGCCAGAGUAUUGUGGACCUUGAGAAAGCUUCUGAAUUCAACGCUGGUAGGAUCGACGAGUUAGAGAAGCUAUGCACGUCAUUGCAGGAUACUGUGCAGACGCUUUCUGUGAAAGUGGUGGACCUGGAGGGCCGAUCCAGACGUAAUAACCUUCGCGUUGUUGGUCUGGCAGAGGGGGUAGAGGCGGGCUCUCGCCCCACCGACUUCUUCGCCAAGCUAUUGAAGGAUGCAAUGGGAUCGGAUGUUUUGGAUUCGGAUCCCCAGCUGGACCGCGCACAUCGCUCCCUUGUCCCAGUGCCUGGACCGGGCAAACGUCCUCGCCCAGUAAUCAUCUGUUGUCACAGUUUCAAGACCAAGGAUCUUAUCCUGCGUGAAGCUCGAAUGAGGGGCAACCUGUCACAUAAAGGGCAUCCAUUCCGUUUCUAUGAGGAUUAUGCGCCCGAUGUGGCAAAGCAUCGCGCCGACUACAGAGAUGUCAUGACCAAACUCUACAAACUCCAUCUUCGCCCAGCCUUACUCUUCCCUGCAAGACUAAGAAUUACCCCGCCUUCCGGUGAGAAGAUUUGGCUCUCCUCGGUUUUGGACGCAGAGAAGUUUAUCCGGGGAUAUACACCAAUCCCCCGUACAGGCCCAAGACAUAAAGUCGCCUGAAAGCUGUGUAGCAAUAAUUCCAGCUUCUGACCAAGAAUCAUGGAUACCUUUCAUACCUUCUCAUCACAAGUUGGAACUAGUGGUCAACAUUGGGACAAUGCCGCCCAAAAUAACAGGGACCAACAUUUUCAUGGAGUGAGCAAGACCUGUCAGCAGAGCUCACUGGAGCAGGGAGACAUGCCGUCACCCUUUUGGCGCCUGACAAAGUACACUUUUUUUCUUCUAAAUAACACUAUAGUAACAUCUUCUGCACAAAGUUACAUUCCUAAUAAGAUUGGUGUUAAGUGAGAAAGAAUCCUAAAGAUGGUCCAAUAGGCAUGGUCUGAAGCCUCUCGUCAUCUCAGUAUGUUGAACCACCUGAUUUCCUGCAGGCUUGAGAUUCAGAUCCUGCUG
Oncorhynchus mykiss (rainbow trout) is the source of this 4222-nucleotide messenger RNA. The record is from RefSeq and is a predicted model, not a curated record. Lineage: Eukaryota; Metazoa; Chordata; Actinopteri; Salmoniformes; Salmonidae.